UCCAGGGGCUGGACGGUGGCGCAUUAUGGCGGCCUGCGGGCCUCAGGUUCUUACCUCUGAGCAAGCCUGGCUUAAGGCUGCCCAGACCUUCAUCCAAGAGACUCUUUGUCCUGCUGGGAAGGAGCUUAAUGCCCAGUUGACUGAGUUGGUUAUUGAUUGUGUGAAGACAGUCUGGUUGUCCCAGGAGAAAAGGCCGGGUUUUUCACUGCCUCUCAGCUACAGCUUUGUCUCAGUACAGAACCUCAGGACCCACCAGCGACUCCCAUGUUGCAGCCACCUGUCCCAGAGCAGUAGUGCGUACCAGGUUUGGGCCCAAGGUUCUGGGCCCAAUGGUAACUCACUUUGCCAGGAGCGGCUGUUACUUUUAGGGACACUAACAGACCUAUCGGUACAAGAACACAGGAACGGAAGCCUCUAUGUAAGAGAUAACACUGGAAUCCUGGGCUGUGAGCUCAUAGAUCUAGACCUUUCUUGGUUGGGCCAUCUCUUCCUGUUCCCCAGUUGGAGUUACCUUCCUCCUGCCAGGUGGAAUUCCUCAGGGGAAGGGCACUUGGAGCUCUGGGAUGCCCCUGUGCCAGUGUUUCCUGUGACCAUAAAUCUUGACCCUCUCACACCUAUCCCUGUCCUCUACCCAGAGAUGGCAUCCCGCCUACUCAGACCCAGAAGCAAGCUCAGAGUCAUGCAGCGAAAUCUGGCUGGGGAACUGGUUCGAUUGAGUGCUCUUGUGAAAAGUCAAAAAAAAGCAUACUUCGUUCUGUCUCUUGGUGAAUCAUCCCAAGCUAUUAGCCAAACUGUCAGCCAGGUGUCUAUCAUCGUGCAGAUUCCUGCCCAGCUGGUAUGGCACCAAGUUCUUCGGCCUGGUAGGGCCUAUGUGCUGACAGGACUUCGAGUAUCCAAGGUCCGUGGUCAGCGUUACUAUGUUUGGAUGACCAGUCCUUCCUCCCAUCUGAUGCUGCUGAAACCAGGAUGUGUGCAGGAGUUGGAACUGGAAGAACCCUUCUUGGAGGCUGACCCCAAGCCACUCCCUUCACCCAGAAAGUCCCAGGACAGAAAGGGACUAAAGGGUCUUGUCCGGGAUUCCAGACUCUUACAUUAUGCGGGAACAGUCACUAGUGUAUUGAAUGAGCCAGCUGGUCUCUAUGAGCUGGAUGGAAAGCUGGUUCUCUGCCUUGCGUACCAGCAGUUCCACAGUCUCAGGCGGGUGAUACGACCAGGGGUAUGUCUGGAGCUCCGUGAUGUUCACCUCCUCCAGUCAGUAGGUGGAGGAACAACAAGGCCAGUGAUAGCACCGUGCCUCCAUGGCACCAUUCUACUUCGGGGCUUUUCUUAUCAGAAGCCUGGGACUCGGUCAUCCCUCCAAGUUCAUGGGGCCUCCUUGUAUCAGCACCUGGUAUGGGAACGACAACUAGGACUUCCUCUCUAUAUGUGGGCUACCAAGACCCUGGAGGAGUUGGCUUGCAAGCUGUGUCCUUACGUGCUGAGACACCACCAGUUCCUUCAGCAUUCCUCUCCUGGGAACCCCAGCCUAGGACUACAGCUUCUGGCUUCCUCCCUGGAUGUUCUUGCUCCACCAGGUAGCCCCAUUCGGAAUGCACACAGCGAGAUCCUGGAAGAGCCGCAUCACUGUCCCCUCCAGAAAUAUGCUCGGCUGCAGAUGCCCUAUUGUGUCCCCACCCUGGCCACACUGAUAAAGGAAGGAGAGCACAGGGCUUGGGCCUCCUUUGACCCAAAGGCACUUCUGUCCUUCCCAGAGACUGCCCAUCUGCCCAGCUGCCAACUCAAUCGUCGCCUGGCCUGGUCCUGGGUCUGUCUGUUGCCUUGUGCCUUCCACCCAGCUCAGGUUUUAGUUGGGGUUCUGGUGGCUUCAUCUCAUAAAGAUUUUCUGCAACUUCGGGACCAAAGUGGUUCUCUGCCCUGCCUUCUCCUGGCCAAGCAUUCACAACCCGUCACUGACCCACGGCUCAUAGGCUGCCUGGUGUGGGCAAGAAAGUUCCAGCUGGUUGUAGAGAGGGAUGUCAGGAGCAACUUCCCUUCCUGGAAGGAGCUGGAGGUGGCAGGCUUCAUCAAGAAGCGGCAAGCCAGAGUCUAUGUCCAGUUUUUUCUGAGUGACGCCCUGAUCCUGCCUGUGCCCAGGACCACUCUUCAUUCAGCCACUCCCUCGGCACCUUAUACAGAGCUCCCCUGCCUAGAGAGACCCCACAUAGUACAGAGCCGGCUAUUCUUGCUGUCCCACAAGGAAGCCCUCAUGAAGCGGAAUUUUUGUGCCCCUCUGGGAGCCAGUUCAGAGAUGCCCAAGCCUGCCCUCAGUUUCUGUGUGUCAGGAAGCUGGCUUGGAGGCACCCAGAGGAAGGAGGGGAAUGGAUGGGGCCUACCUGAGCCUCUGAGAGAACAGAACAAGGAUCAGAAGGUUCUCCUCAUCUUUCUUGGCUGUUCAGUCCGCUGGUUUGCAGUCUUGCACCCGGGGCAGGUGUAUCGACUUGUGGCUCCUGGUGCCUCUACACCAGUUUUUGAGGCAGAAUGUUCAUCCUGCAUGUCUCAGCGUCCUUUGGAGUUGGCUGGCUGUGUAUCCUGCCUCACUGUCCAGGAUGAGUGGACCCUGGAGUUUCACAGCUCCCAGGAUGUGUCAGGUGUACUGGGGAUACCUGAAGCCCUGCCCAAGUCCUCACUGACCCACCUGCUCAGUGGCAACUUCACGGAUUCCUUGGUGUCUUUCUCAGCUGAGAUUUUGUCACGGAUACCAUGUGGGCCACCUCUGACUCCUCACUGGAUGCAGCCUGGGAACACUGGGGCCGUGAGAAGGUGUGUGAAGCUAACCGUAGCUCUAGAGACUGCUGACUGUGAAUUCCCCCCUCACCUGGACAUAUAUAUCGAAGACCCACACUUGCCUCCCCCACUAGGACUCCUUCCAGGAGCCCGAGUCUACUUUAGCCAGCUGGAGAAAAGGGUUUCCAGAUCCAACAAUGUUUACUGUUGUUUCCGGUCAUCCACUUACACACAAGUCCUGAGUUUCCCCCCAGAUACCGCAGUCAGUGUUCCCCUGCCCCACAUCUAUCUGGCUGAACUUCUACAGGGUAACCAGGCCCCAUUCCGGGCCACUGCCUCUUGCCAUGUCGUUUUUAUCUCCAGCCUUCAGCUCCUGUGGGUUUGUGCUCAUUGUACCAGCAUCUGCCCCCAGGGGAGGUGCAGUCGUCAGGGCCUCACUUGUCCCACUCAGGCGUCUAUAAGCCAAGCCAGCAUCAGGCUCUUGGUAGAGGAUGGGACUGCUGAAGCCAUGGUGACCUGUAAGGAUCAUCACGUGGCAGCAGCACUAGGUCUGGGUCCUAGUGAGUGGACCUCCCUCCUAGAGUUUGUCCGAGGGCCAGGGAGAGUGGCCUUGCGGUUUUCAGGGCCUGGAGCCCAACUGGAGUCUUCAGCCAGCAUCCAUGAACCUUUGACCCUCUUCCUCCAGACACUUUGUACCAGUCCCUCCGUCCUGCGCUCCAUUGUGCUUUCUUUUGAGCUUGAGAGGAGACCCUCCAAUAUCACCCCAUUAGAACCUCCACGGCUACAGAGGUUCCAGUGUGGAGAAUUCCCUUUCCUGACUCGAGUGAAUCCUAGGCUCCGACUGACCUGCCUUUCUAUUCAAGAACCAGAGCACCCUAGCUCUCUGGGGGCCUUUGCUUCCUCCUGUUAAUCUGAACUGCGAAUGGCCUGAAAGUUCUUCAUGCCUUACCAGAAACCUUGAGGACUGGGUUCCAGCUUUCCCCAUACUGUAGCCCCUCCUUUGUGAUUGAACCAGGGCCCUACAUCUAUUGGAUUCACAAACUGCCACCCUACUAUAGUUUCUAACUACAAACUAUAUGUGCUAGCCUGUGUCUCAGGAACAUUUUGAGAACAGUAAAUCAUGGUGUUGGUAGUUUUCCUAUGGUUGGGGUCAAGGCACCUGCACUCACAGGUAGCCCUAAGCACUUGGGUUCUGCCUUGUGGCAGGAGUUGGAAGAACAAAAUACUGGGUCUUGUGAGGGUGCUGGUAACAGGCCUUUUGGGUUGUAAUAGAACCCUCUGAGGAUAUUUCUCGCCCACGUUCAUCUCUAGGGUUCCAUGCCUCCUGAUUCUGGUGGCUUACCAUCAUUCACAAUCAUUUCAGCUGUAUGUUUACUCCCAGGGUCAAAGGUGGAAAAUGAUUUGGAGAAGAGCUGGUCCAGAGAGGAAUAGUACCAAAGUCAGCCCUUACAGGGAGUAAAUCAGGAGGUGGGGACAGGGUAGAGAACAUGGCCUGGUGGUCUCAGUCAGCAAGGCUGAGAGAGAGAGA
Messenger RNA from Castor canadensis (American beaver), 4291 nucleotides. RefSeq names its product CST telomere replication complex component 1 (gene Ctc1). Gene Ontology annotation, biological process: telomere maintenance via telomere lengthening; positive regulation of DNA replication. Lineage: Eukaryota; Metazoa; Chordata; Mammalia; Rodentia; Castoridae. The record is from RefSeq and is a predicted model, not a curated record. Gene Ontology annotation, molecular function: telomeric repeat DNA binding; single-stranded DNA binding. Gene Ontology annotation, cellular component: CST complex.